Molecule: messenger RNA, 579 nt
Organism: Hydatigera taeniaeformis
Lineage: Eukaryota; Metazoa; Platyhelminthes; Cestoda; Cyclophyllidea; Taeniidae
Source: the annotation of a GenBank genome assembly
AUGGCGAAGCACACUAGCAUUUCCAUCGAUGAUGUUGAGCGGGAGUUGCAUCGCUUAUCAACAAGCUCGUCUGAUGUAGCUACGUGCAACAGCACCACCACCACUACCUCUACACUCAACACCAGCAAUGUUGAGAAGGGGACAGAAUCCGAGUUAAGUAGCCAUAGAAAACGUGAGUAUCCUUCCCCGCCACCAGAAAGAAUUGGUCGUUUUCGGUACUCUCUCUUUGUAAUGGGCACGUAUGUGGGUUUGGGGAACUGCGUCUUUUUCUGUUGUCUUCCUCUACUGGCAUUCGAGAACAUUUUUCGCGCUAUGGGCUAUCCUCAGCCCAUCUCUUUCCUCUGUGCUACCUGCCAUGUGCCUAUAGCCACAUUUUGUAUGUGUCCAUGUAUUCUCUGCAAAGUAAGGCGUCAAUUUCGUAAGAAAAGGAAGAUAAAGGGAAGCUUCAUACUCGAUUGCCUUCUAUCCUGCCUAAUGUGCUGCUGUGUUGCUACGCAACUUCUCACGGAAGCACGUGCCGUCAUUAUAGACAAGAGGAACGGAGUUGGCAAAUCUGAGGAUGGAGGACGAUCAAAAUGA